This is a messenger RNA of Vespula vulgaris, 9276 nucleotides long. It is a transcript of the gene Slik, whose product is annotated as serine/threonine-protein kinase 10. The transcript is spliced from 14 exons. Gene Ontology annotation, molecular function: ATP binding; protein serine/threonine kinase activity. Gene Ontology annotation, biological process: protein phosphorylation. NCBI's taxonomy places the organism in Eukaryota, Metazoa, Arthropoda, Insecta, Hymenoptera, Vespidae. Bases 792 to 5576 code for a protein of 1594 amino acids. The record is from RefSeq and is a predicted model, not a curated record.
UCACUUCCAGGCAUGAUGGAGUGUCGUGUGUGAUGUGCGUGUGCUGAAAAUGGCCGCGUAUAUCGAGGUCUUCUGAGUUUACUGAUCCACGGCCGAUAGCUUUGCACGCUUUACUUUAUCUAUUACACGUUAGUGUAAUCUCUAACAAGACCUGUUGAUACAUGUCAAAUUCGAAGGAAUGAUUGUCGUGGUUUUUUACGUUAAGGUUUAACAAAUAUUUGCGCGUUUACAAAGAGAGAUAUCAUUCGUGUACAUGGAACUUGUUUCCUUGGAUCUUCGAGUCGUGAAAGAAGGAAGGUGAGAGACGGAGGACGUACUGCAUAUUUUCAUCCCACGAACGUGUUCUCCUUCUGUUAACUUCGAUGGUCAACCAUACCAAACUGCUACAUUUUAAUAAUGGGUUGCAUUUUCAAUAUGGAUAUUUAUAUUAGUUUAUAUCAAGGUACUCAUUAAUAAAUGAGCGAAAUUAUAGUUUAUCAAGAUGCGGGAGAGGUCUGUUAUGAUCCCCUGGUAUCCAGUGGGGAUCUAAAUUAAACAAUAUAGCAAAAGAAUAAAUUGAUUGCUAUAUAAAUCAAGAUGAAAAUGGAAGUAAAAUCAUAAUGUUCAGUCUUCAAAGAAAUGAAAUCUUUAUGUACUGAGUGAGAAUUAUACUUUCAUGCGAUAUUUGUAUUAAACUUUUGUGAUCAUAAUAUACAUAAUUUAUGUACCAAGUAUUUGAACUGUGUAUAGACAUAAUGUAAUUACAGUGCGAGUUAAGUUUAUAUACAAGUGUGUUGAUAAAGAAAGUCACUAUGUCGUUUUUAUCGAAUUUAAAGAAAGCAUUCCACUUCGGUGGCAAUGAUGCAAAAAAGAAAAAGUUAUAUAAUAAUAUUAAAAUGGAUUGUGAUCCAGAAGAAUUCUGGGAAAUGGUUGGUGAGCUAGGAGAUGGGGCAUUUGGAAAAGUUUACAAGGCACAACAUAAACAAACUCAUCAAUUGGCUGCUGCAAAGAUGUGUGCAUUAGAAGGAGAAGAUGAUCUUAGCGAUUUCAUGAUUGAAAUUGAUAUUUUAUCUGAAUGUAAACAUCCAAAUGUUGUUGAAUUACAUGAAGCAUACUUUAUAGAAGGCAAAUUAUGGAUGUUGAUUGAAUACUGUGAUGGUGGUGCUGUAGAUUCUAUUAUGGUAGAGUUGGAGAAAGCACUGACAGAACCUCAAAUAUCAUAUGUGUGUCAACAUAUGGUAAAGGGUCUGGCAUUCUUACACAAAUCCAAAGUUAUUCAUAGGGAUUUAAAAGCAGGGAAUGUUUUGUUAACAAUGGCGGGAGGUGUCAAACUUGCCGAUUUUGGGGUAUCUGCAAAAAAUAAGCAUACAUUACAGAAACAUGAUACAUUCAUUGGUACACCUUACUGGAUGGCACCAGAAGUUGUAUUAUGCGAAACAUUUAGAGAUAAUCCUUAUGAUUUCAAAGUGGACAUUUGGUCCCUUGGCAUAACUCUUAUAGAGUUUGCGCAAAUGGAGCCACCAAAUCAUGAAAUGUCUCCAAUGCGUGUGUUACUUAAGAUACAAAAAAGUGAUCCACCAAAGCUUGAUCAACCUGGCAAAUGGAGCAAGGAGUUUAAUGAUUUUAUUGCAAAAGCGCUUAUAAAGGAUCCAACAUCACGACCUACAGCCGACGAAUUGUUAAGACAUCCAUUUAUAAAUCGAAAUUUAGAUUCUAAACCAAUAAGGGACUUAUUGCUUGAAUAUAAAGCUGAUGUUGUUGAAGAGGAACUUGUUGACGAAGAAGCUGAGAAGACCAAAAAAGCAAAAAAACACAGAGAACAGUAUCAGCGUAUUGGCUGUGCAUGCGGCUCUCCUGGGCCUCGCCAGCCCCAUCAUCCCUGUACUUGUCAGGAGCAGCGUACAUCUCAGCUUCCUUUGGAAUUGGAACAACUCGGAGAUGACUCUGCAUCUAUGCGCAGUGAUGGUGAUGUUAAAGUUGCUGAGAAAGAAAAUCUUACUCCGUUACCUGUAUCCACGAAAAAAGAGGAUAGUCAUAAACGGGAGAUGAAUAGAGAUGGCGAGAAAGAAGAUAGAAAUAAGAAAUUGCGUAAAACUGAAUCUAAAGAAAAUAUGCACGCAUUAAACGAGAAAAAGCAGGCACCAAAACCUCCAGCUACAGCUGAAAAUAACGAGCGUAGGAUAUCUAGAGAUAAAGGUCCUGCGCCUCCACCUCCGUCGGUUCGCCAAGACAACAAAAAUGAUGAAAAAGAGAAUUGUGCCGAUCUGGCAAACAAAUCUAGUGCCAUGGAAUCGUUAGGUCAAAAUAAAGUUAAGGAUGAUAAACAACAAGAUCGUAAUUUAUUAUCAUCGCAAUCGGUAGGAGUAGACAUGGAACAGCAAAAACCAAAUACUAAAGAUCAGAUAAAGAUAGGACCCUCAAAUAAGAACGAUGAGUUAGACAACGUAGAUAAAACUAAUAUAACAGAAACUGUUGAUAAAGCGCUAUUUGCCUUGAGUAAAUCUAAAAGUAUCGAAGGAAAACAAAAAUUAACGGAUAAUGUAAAUAUAUUAACCAAAAAAUCAAGUUUGGAUGAAAACCGAAAGUCAGCUCCUAUCAAGCCAAGUUCGUCGGAUGAAUGGGUAAAGCCAAUGUAUAACAAACAAUCUUCACUCGAAGAGAAGAAUAGGUUCCAAUCAGAAGCUUCGAUGGAGGAACAACGCAAACAUGAAAAAUAUUUAAUUGAAGAUAAUCUGAAAAAUUUGGAACAAAAACGAAAGUCUGUAGAAGAUAAAUUGAAUGCGGUCUUAGAAAAACGUAUUUCUAUGGAUACGCAAAAAAGGAUAAGUACUACGUCCAUUGAAACAUUAAAGCAUGCGUCUGAUAUAACGAGCGUUACGUUGUCAGAAAAAAAUAGUAUGAAAGCAAGCUCUACGGAGAAUAUUAAGACAGAUUAUGGUCUGAAUAAAGUCGAAAAUAUUUUGACCAGUCAUAGCGAAGGUUCUUCUAGAAAUGAUUCUUUAGAAAACUUUUCUGACGAUUUUGAAGGUAAACAUCAGAGAAGCAAAUGGUUAAAUAAGGAACACAGAUUAAAAGGAGAUAAUAAAGAGGAUAAAAAUUAUGAACGUCAAAGUUCUGCCGUUAAUGUAUCUGUAAUAACUUCGACACCCAUCAGAAGCAGAAGUACAUCUCGAAGGAGUAGUGCAGAUAACAUAGUUGUUAUUACUGGUAAAUCUCAAAACGAACAAGAGGUACGUUCCAAUAGAUCAACCGUUCGCAUUACAGCUGAUUCUCCAGAUCCAUCUAACAGUCUUGCAAGUAACGUGAGUCAAGUUACCGUUGUCACUACACAUCCUCCAGUGUUAGUAGACGCAACAGCUACAACUCCUUUACUACGACGUUCUUCUCCUACCUCGGAGGUAGUUAUCGUUGCAAACGAAACAAAUAAAACUCAAGUUAACGAAAAUUCGACCGACGAGGACGGUUUCCCUAGUCUGGAUAGUUUGGAAUAUACUCCACAGGAACAACCUAUUAUUCUUAUGGAUACUUCCAAACGUGUUGGUAAAAAGUUAGACGAGUCUGAAGUUAUUAUCGUCAGUCCUAUUGUUGACGAAUUACAAGAUACUAGUCAUGUCUCUGUUGUUACCGUUGGCGACGAUGGAGAACGAGUAAAAGAUUCAUCGAUAAGUAAUAAACAUAACGUCGUUAGAACUGGUUCUUCGCACAGCAAUUUAAGUUCGAUCGAACAGAUAAGUUCGAAGAGCGAUAGUGGCGAUGAAAUUAGCAAGACGUCAAUGGCAGUUGCAGGAGCUACUACCGAAAUUAUGGAUCUCAAUGACGUUGAAAGAAAUUCAAAGAAGAUGAAUGGUUUAAUCAAAAGUGAAAGGUCCAUUGGUCAUCGUAUUGAAGACAGAGUCGUAACAUCGACGAAACAAAAAGAUGAUUAUGUAAAAAGUUCGAAAGAGAAACGUGUCUCACCGGAUAGUUUUGAAGGGUCAAGGUCACAGAGUGAUUCAGGAUCAACCAGAUCGCAUACACCUAGUAAGAGUAUUGAUCGUUCCGACGCCGAAUCGAUUUCUACGACGAUAAGUCAAGAUAGUCGAGGUUCGAAUAAAGAAAAUCAUUUAUCUCACGUUCAGUCUACAGAAGGUGAGGAGGAAGUUGUCCUACGUCGAAAAUCUGAUUAUAAUCGGGAUGUAUCGCGAACACCUAGAACGAAGGAAGACAUACAAAUGAUGAAUUUGAAGAAGAAAACGAGGAAACGUACUAGGAAAUUCGAAAUCGAUGGUGUUGUUGUUACAACAACAACAUCGAAGGUUAUAUAUGGUGAUGAUGAAAAUGGUAAGGUCUAUGACGAUCAAAUAUUCCGGAAACAAGAAUUACGUGAAUUAAAGAUGUUACAAAAGAUGGAACAAAAACAGUUUCAAGAUCUAUCACAAAAAUCGCAAUUUAACAAAGAUCAACAAGAGAAACGAUUUGAACAGGAAAGACAAUUGUUGGAACGUGGUGCUGAAGGAGAUUUAGAAACGCUUGCUAGACAACAAAGACAACAAAUUGAACGUGCAGAAGCUCAACAAGAAGCCGAUCUUAGAUUGGCAUCGAAAAAGAUUCGUAGCGAACAAGAGAGGGAAUUGAAACAAUUCCGUGAAGGUUUGAAACAGGAAUUGCGAUUACUCAAACAGGAGGUUGAUUUAAUGCCUAAAGAAAAAAGAAAGGGAGCUUUUAAGGUAAGGAAGGAAAAGCUUGAGGCUGAACACGAGGAAAGAGAAAAGCUUUUCUUGGAAAAACUUAAUGAAAGUCAUGAAAUGUCAUUACGAAGAUUAUCGGAUAGUCAUCGUGAAAAAAUUGCUUUAAUGGAGAGACAAUUUCUACAACAGAAGCAGCAAUUGAUGAGAGCUCGAGAAGCAGCUAUUUGGGAACUAGAAGAACGACAGAUACACGAAAGACAACAAUUGUUGAAGAGACAACUCAAGGAUAUUUUCUUCUUGCAGCGACAUCAGAUGCUGAUUAGACAUGAAAAGGAAUUAGAACAAAUGAAAAGAAUGAAUCAGAGAAAGGAAGAUGAAUUGAUAAAACGUCAAACGGUAGAGCGUAGAAACUUGCCUAAAAGGAUUCGAAACGAAAUGAAAGCGCGUGAGAUGAUGUUUAGGGAGUCCAUGAGAAUUUCAAUGUCUUCCGCGAUUGCGUCGGAUCCUGAAGCUGAAAGAGAAAAAUUGAAGAAGUUUCAAGAGAAUGAGAAAAAGAGGUAUAGAGCUGAACAACAACGAUUUGAGUUGAAGCAUUCGCGGCAACUUGAAGAAGUUAGAGCUCAGAGUGAUGCUACCAUUAAGGAAUUGGAGCAACUACAAAAUGAAAAGAGAAAAAUGCUGAUGGAGCAUGAGACAUUGAAGUUAAAAGAACAAGAAGAAGCGUAUGGCAAAGAGCUUCGGGAGUGGAAGGCACAAUUGAAACCAAGAAAACAGAGACUAGAAGAACAAUUUGCUCUUCAAUUAGAAGAGCAGGAAGCAAUUUAUGGACCUAGCGCGAUUCCAUUAUGCUUACCAGCAGACCUUCCUGAUCUUACGCAUCAUACUGCUGGUUCUACACGCAGUUCAUUAUCUUCUGUAAGCGAAGGUUGAUGCUAAAAGCAUACAGUUAUCCAAUAGACUCAGUGUUUGCUAAUGUUACUGAGAAAUAAUGAUUAUGAUUACUAUUUUUUGUAAUCGAGUCCAAGAGAGUGAUUUAAUAAGAACAAGUUUUAUUUUUCACCAGCAUUCUAUUUUGUAAUGAGGAAUGAAAGUGAAAAUAUUUCUAUGGACGCAUCAUUGUUAUUCAAGUAAUAGCAGAUUGCAAAUGCAGUAUUUGAAUUAUAUAUCAGAAUAUUAAUAAUUAUUGUUGAGUAAAGACUGCUAUCAACAAUAAAUAAUGUUAAUCAAAGUAAUCGAAUAAGCUGAUUUCCAUAAGAGUUUGGAAAAACUUUUAACCUUUGCAAGAAGGGACUUUCCAUUGAGAAAUUUACAAAUUUUCAUAAUGUAGAUUAAACAUGAUUUUUAUAUAUGUAUAUAUUGGAUGAGUCACAUAAUUUGAUUAUUUUGAAUUAUUAAUGAAUUGUUUGAUGCAUAAAUGAAUUCUUAAACAAAGAUUUAUUCAAUGUUUCUUGAAUUUGUUACAAUCAAAAAUUAAACAAUUUUUGAGUAAUUCGAGAUUAUCAAAUUAGGUAACUUAUUCGAUAUAUAUAUUAUAUAUGUAUAUAAGAACCAUUGAAUCAUGAGAUAAAUUUUUAUAGGUCGUUGAAUUUGUUUUUUAUUCUCUAUAAAGAUAUAGAAAAAUAAUGCGUUUUCGCUUAAAAAAAAAGACAAAAAAAGAAAAAAACAGAAAAAGAAAAAAAAGAAAUAAAUGAAAUAUCGACGAUCUUGAUAUAUCUCUAAAAACAAAACAAAACAAAACAAAAAUAAAGAUUUCGAAGAAUAUUCUUUUUCUUCAAACAUUAUAACUUUUUUCAGAGUUCUUUUUUUUUUAUACAUUCAUGAGUGGUGAAGAUAUUUAAAUGUUUCCAUUAAGUGCUGUACCUUGUGUGUGUGUGUAUAUAUAUAUAUUUUUUUCUUGGGAAAACUGCAUUAAAAUUUAUUGUAUGAAAGGCCUUGUAAAAUGUUGCAACUUUUUGCAUAAAGAAGUAUCAUGAAAGUUUUAAUUGCAUACUGAAGUUCAUAUUGAUAUGAUCUACUUAAUCCGCCCAAUUACUGUUCCAAAUGAGUCCAAGAAAUUCAUUUCAAAAGCCUAAAUGCAUUAUAUAAAUGCAACUUAAUACUGGUAUCAAAUAAUUAACUGUCAAUUUGAGAGGAAUCAACUAAAUAUUGAACAAUGUAUAUUUUCUAUGAUCACAUUACAGCUUGUGAUUUUAUAUAUAUAUACAGCUUGUUAUAAAGACAUUAUCACAUUUACAUUUUUUUUGAAAACUUAUAUUGUAUAAUUUUGUAUUAACUUACUCAUGGGAAUGCUAUUAGGCAUUCAUUUUUCUAUAUUUGCUAUAAUAACAAAUAAUAAUAAUAAUAAUAUUAAUAUUAAUAUAAUAUUAAUAAUAAAAUAAUAAAUAUUAAUCACACAUUGUACUUCAUAUUUUAAGGGUAUUAAAUUCGGGUCCUUGGAAUGUUUCUAUGUUAUGAGAGUCUGAGGUUUAAUGCAAAGUCUGUAGUCACCAUGUUCGACUAAAGGAGUUAAAUUGCUUGCAAAUAAAAAAUUCAGCGCAAGUACUUCACGAAGAAAUAUAUAUAUAUAUAUAUAUAUAUAUAUAUAUAUAUAUAUAUAUAUGUAUGUAUAUAUAUAUUUAAAUAAAUAAAAUAAUGCACUAGAAAUCAAAGUAUAACACCAAAUAUACAAUGUAUAAUUACUUGUUAUAUGGCUAUAAGACUUUGGAAGAUCUUUUUUAGAGAAUUUCUUUAAUGCACAUUAAAAACGAGCAUGUGUGGCUAAUGCAAGUCGUAAUUAUAAACAAAUAUUUGUACAAAAUUCUUUAUUGUAAAUUAAUUUUUCUACUCUUCAAUAAUCUUUCAAUUCAGCAAUUCUAUGUUUUCUAUUAUCGACUUAAGCAUCUUUGUAUAUAUGAAUUUAAAAUUGUUUAAACUCUAACAUUUAAAUGUGUUAAAUUUUAAAAGUAAAUCAUUUGUGGUUUUGUUCAAUGUAACUUUUCAUUGAAUACAAUCAUUUUAUUAUUUCUUCUUUUUCUUAUAACGGAAAACAAAUAUUAUUCUCAUUAUACACAUACAUACAUACAUACGUACGUACGUACCUACAUACAUACAUACAUACAUACAUACAUACAUACAUACAUACAUACAUACAUACAUACAUACAUACAUACAUACAUACAUACAUACAUACAUACAUACAUACAUACAUACAUACAUACAUACAUACAUACAUACAUACAUACAUACAUACAUACAUACAUACAUACAUACAUACAUACAUACAUACAUACAUACAUACAUACAUACAUACAUACAUACAUACAUACAUACAUACAUACAUACAUACAUACAUACAUACAUACAUACAUACAUACAUACAUACAUACAUAUAUAUAAUGCAGUUAAAAAACAAGAUAUUUGUUUAAACGUACGUGCAUUCGUACGGAUUCUUACAAUCAUAGAAAAUGCUGAAUACUUUGUUAUUUGUUACUGCAUUAUUCUACGAGAUUUGCCACACGAUUAGAAUGGAUUUUCUUUCAUAACAAUAAUAUUUAAUAUCAUCCGUGGAAUUUGCAUUUCUAAAGAAAAGAAAAAUUAAAUAAAUGCAAAUAUCUUUUGGUAUCCCUUUUUAAGAGUACUUCUUUAACAAGGAACUUUUCGAAAUCAUAAAUCUUGAAAUCAGUUCAAAAGGUGAAUUAUUGCAUAUGGUAUUAAAAAUAUGAUUUCGGUAUUAUAAAUGUAAAAAUGAUAUGUGAUAAGUGACUGUUAAGUUAGAGAAUUAAAAUGUUAUGAAUAGUUGCAGUGACUAUUGGAUGAUGUAAUUUCAAUCAUGUUUAUGCAUUUCUUUUAACAAAAAAAUUAUAAACAGAUAUAGUUGAUAGUGAUGUAUGAACAUCGUCGUUUAAUGUAUAUUUUUCACUCAAUUCUAUCAAUUAAAUUAUUAAAAAUAAAUAAAGAGGAAUAGUAUUUUGACAUUGAAAGUACACGUUUUUUUUUUAAUGUUUAUUAUAACAAAUUUAAUGUUUAUGUUAAAACAGAUAUAUCAUAUUUUUUUAUUUCAUCAGGAUAUUUGUCUAAUUCGAUAAAUUUGACGUGUACCUUCAAUUUUACUAGUGCUUCCUUCAAUGAUAACCAAAUCUAUAAGUACGAUCAAGUAUAAAAAAUAAAUACGACCGUUGUCGUUGAUAAUUGUACAUAAUUUCUAAUAAUGUAUACUCUUUAUGUACGUAUUAUGCAACGUAUGAUAAGAUAUUUGAACAAAAAAGUAAAACAAGAAAAAAUGAUAAAUAGAAAUAAUUGUUUUGCAAAAGUGAUUAGACUUAUAUAUUAUGUCAAGGAAGAAAAAAGCUGUAAUUAGAAUUAGAUCGUUUGCUUAUGUAUUAUAUUUCUUAUUUUAUAAUAACUUUAGGGUCGAAGUAACAAAUGUAAUCCGUUGUAACAUAGACUCUUAUUGUUUAUUGAUUGCUCACGAUCAAGGCGUAAUUAAGUUUGAUAUAAUUAUUAAUACUUAUAUUGUAAUGAUAUCAUUUACUUUCAUGGUAAUAAUGCGUUAUUAAGACAUAGCAUGAUAAUAAUAAUAAUAAUAAUAAUAAUAAUAAUAAUAAUAAUAAUAAUAAUAAUAAAUAAUAAAUAAUAAUAAUAAAUAUUUUAA